This is a messenger RNA of Podospora bellae-mahoneyi, 3260 nucleotides long. It is a transcript of the gene PMT2, whose product is annotated as Dolichyl-phosphate-mannose--protein mannosyltransferase 2. The record is from RefSeq and is a predicted model, not a curated record. Gene Ontology annotation, molecular function: dolichyl-phosphate-mannose-protein mannosyltransferase activity. Gene Ontology annotation, biological process: protein O-linked glycosylation via mannose. Gene Ontology annotation, cellular component: membrane; endoplasmic reticulum. The transcript is spliced from 6 exons. NCBI's taxonomy places the organism in Eukaryota, Fungi, Ascomycota, Sordariomycetes, Sordariales, Podosporaceae. Bases 541 to 2766 code for a protein of 741 amino acids.
CAUUUAUCAAGAUGUUGGUUGACAGGCUCGUGUGCGACGGCUUACAGGGCGCUGGUACGAGGGAGGACCCCUGCAGCCCACACACUAUUUCUGGGGAACAGGGGGCCAGGGGGCUUCGCGCCAAGCCCAACCUGGAAGUGGUGCUCUCGUUCGACGGGGAAAAAAGGCCACGACUGCCUUGGGGGAGCUUCAUCCCUUUUUCCCUUUCAGCUGAAGCUCUUCAAGCUCGACUUCACUUGCGCGAGAGCUGCACGCUUUCUUCUUCAUCGCCUCCCAUCAAGUGUCUCCAUUUCUUUUUGGGGGACACUUUCUGUUGGGUGCUUUCUUCAACCAAUCUAGGUACUGGACGGGACCAAACCUUGUUCCAGCACGCACUUUAUUCUUUUUUCGACACGCUCGUUUUAGCCAUUUUAUGAUUUGCAUCUCCAUAUCAAGACAACCGCCAACACCGAGGCCCGUCCGCAACCACCCUGAAUAUCAACACCACCACAAACCCAAUCCCUAUCAACGAAGCCGAAUUGAUUAGUCCCCUUCGCCAUCAUGGCCGCCGUCAACGACAGAGGCCCUGUCGUCACUGGCGCUGAUCUGGGCGAUGCCCGAAGGCGUAACGUCCCAGGCACUCCCCAGACAGUUGCCGUCGUCCCAGAGCCUGAUGAUAAGAAGAAGGUCAAGAAGGAACCGUCCUUCCUCGAGAUCCUGGACCAAUGGGAGUGGAUCAUUGCCCCCAUCGUAUUCACCGCGCUCGCUUUCUUCACACGUCUCUACAAGAUCGGUCUUUCCAACAUUGUUACUUGGGACGAAGCUCAUUUCGGAAAGUUCGGUAGCCACUACCUCAAACGCGAGUUCUACUUCGAUGUCCAUCCCCCCGCUGGAAAGCUUCUCGUCGGUCUGAGCGGAUAUCUUGCCGGUUACAAUGGGUCCUUCGAGUUCAAGUCGGGAGAGACCUACCCUCCUGAGCUCAACUACACUUUUAUGCGCCAGUUCAACGCCUUUUGGGGUGCCAUUUGCGUCCCCCUCGCCUACUGGACUGCCAAGGAGCUCAAGCUCCGCCGCAAUGCUGUCUGGCUCGUCACUCUUAUGGUCCUCUGCGAGAACUCAUACACCACCAUCUCCCGGUUUAUCCUCCUCGAUUCUAUGCUCCUGUUCGGUACCGUUGCCACGACACUCUGCUGGGCCAAGUUCCAUGGCCAGCGCAAGAACAGCUUCGAGCCCGAGUGGUUCUUUUGGCUGUUCAUGACUGGUCUUAGCAUUGGUUUCGUUACCAGUGUCAAGCUGGUGGGACUUUUCGUCACUGCUCUGGUUGGUCUUUACACCAUUGAGGAUCUCUGGAACAAGUUUGGCGACACCAAGAUGCCAAUCUCCACCCUCGCCGCCCACGUCGGAACUCGCGUCGUUGGUCUCAUCAUCCUGCCCUUCCUUGUUUACCUUCUCAGCUUCGCCAUCCACUUUGCGGUUCUCACCAACAGCGGUCCUGGCGAUGCCCAGAUGUCUUCACUUUUCCAGGCCAACUUGAGGGGGACUGAGGUCGGCAGGAACAGCCCAUUGGAAGUGGCCAUCGGUUCCAAGGUUACCAUCAAGAAUAUGGGCUAUGGUGGCGGUCUUCUCCACAGUCACGUUCAGACCUACCCCGAGGGCUCUGGCCAGCAACAGGUUACCUGUUACCACCACAAGGAUGCCAACAACGACUGGUUCUUCUACCCCAACCGCCGCGAUGCCGAUUACGAUGCCGCUGCCGAACCCCGUUUCAUUGCCGACGGCCAGACCAUUCGUCUCCUUCACUCCCAGACCGGCCGCAACCUCCAUUCUCACCAAAUCGCUGCUCCCAUCACCAAGGCCGACUGGGAAGUUUCCAGCUACGGCAACAUCACUGUUGGCGACGAGAAGGACCACUGGAAGAUUGAGGUUGUCAGCGAUGCUGCCUCCAGGGACCGCUCCAAGAUCCGCACUCUUACCACCGCUUUCCGGUUAAAGCACGAGGUUUUGGGCUGCUAUCUCCGCGCUGGCAAUGUCAACUUGCCCCAGUGGGGUUUCAAGCAGAUUGAGGUUACCUGCACCAAGGACAACAAGCCUCGCGACACCUACACCCACUGGAACAUUGAGUCUCACAUUAACGAGAAGCUCCCUCCUGGAGACCCUGGCCAGUACAGGUCGCCCUUCUUUAAGGACUUCGUGCACCUGAACGUUGCCAUGAUGACCUCCAACAACGCCCUUGUGCCCGAUCCCGAUAAGCAGGACGACUUGGCUUCUCAGUGGUGGCAAUGGCCCAUUCUGCACGUUGGUCUCAGGAUGUGCGGCUGGGACGACAAGAUCGUCAAGUACUUCCUUCUCGGCAACCCCCUCGUCUAUUGGGGCUCGACUGCCGGGCUCGGUGUGUUUGGUCUUUUGACCGUCUGGUACAUCCUCCGCUGGCAGAGAGGGUACAGGGAGCUUUCCCAGUUCGACAUUGACCAGAUCCACUACGCCGGCAUCUACCCCGUCAUUGGCUGGUUCCUCCACUACUUGCCCUUCGUCAUCAUGGCUCGUGUCACCUACGUCCACCAUUACUACCCAGCCUUGUACUUCGCCAUCCUCACUUUCGGCUUCCUCACCGACUGGUUCACCCGCAACCAGAAGAAGAUUGUUCAGUACGCCACUUAUGCCGUGCUCGACGCGACGGUCAUUGGGCUGUACAUUUACUUUAUUCCCAUCUGCUGGGGCAUGACUGGUCCCAACAGGCAGUACGGCUACAUGAAGUGGUUUGACACGUGGAGGAUGUCGGAUGCUUAAAUUCUACCACCAAGGGGAUUAGGAGGAUGCAAAGGGGGAAAUAAAAGGGAUAUGUGGAAACAUGUGUUGUUGAAAUGUUUCUUGUGUUGCUGUACGAUGUUUUCGAGGCGUGUGUGGAAUGGUUGAUGGCGCGUUUGGUGUUGUGUGCAUACCUCCUGUUUUCUUGAUCUACACAAAUGGUUCAUCUAUCUAUCUGGCUUGGGCGCAACAAAAUCUUGAAGGGGCGUCUGGGUGGGAUAGGUAGGGCUGUUGUGUAAAGGGAGGGGGAAGGUGUGCGGCGUUAUAAAUGGGAGAGGACACACCAAAACAGCGAAGGGAAAAACAUUCAUCGGGGCUCUAUGAGACCUCUCUGUCUCGUCAUCACUAUCUCUAGACAUUAAAACUCUAAUGUUUUGUUUUUGUUUUUUGUUUUUCUUUUGUUUUUGAGGUGGGGAGGGGAAGGGAAGGGAGAGGUUAGAUAGAUGAAUGUGGAUGUCUGUCGAACUCAUGUGCCU